CCCAUGAACCUCGGCUUCUUCUUCUUCCCAUUUUGAGGCCUCGUGUCUUUAAGUGUCUUUCUAUAAAUUCCUCUAAAGAUUUCUUCAGUUUUUUUUUCAGCUGUCAAUAACUGAAACCUCUCAACAAUGGCUUCCCUUUUCUUCCCUUCUUUGAUUUUUGGUUUUUGCAUAUGGGUUUCUCUUUUCUCACCGUCGCUUGCGCAGGCGCAGACCUGCUCCUCUCAGAAAUUCACCGGCAAUGAUUUGUAUGUUCACUGUGUAGACCUCCCUACACUCACUUCCUAUCUCCAUUUCACUUACGAUUCCGCUAAUGCUACUCUUUCCAUCGCCUACCUUGCCUCCCCUGCCGCGUCGAACGGAUGGGUUUCGUGGGCUGUAAACCCGACAGGCACCGGAAUGGCUGGGUCUCAGGCACUUGUUGGCUACAAGGAUUCCAAAGGUUCCAUGACAGUUAAGACGUAUAAUAUCAGCUCUUACACGCUUGAUUCAGUGGUGCAGUCGAAAUUGGCUUUUGACGUUUGGGACGAAAGGGCGGAGGAGAAUAACGGCGUCAUGAGAAUCUUUGCGAAAAUUAAGGUUCCGGCAAACUUGGCGGCGAAGGGGAUGCUAAAUCAGGUGUGGCAGGUGGGUUCCAGCGUCGAUUCUAAAGGAGUACUGACGCCGCAUGAUAUGAGUGCUGCAAAUUUGAACGCCAAGGGAACCUUGGAUUUGAAGGGUGGACAGAGUGUGGCUACCGGCGGAGUGGACUCCAAGACUAAAAAGAGAAAUAUUCAUGGGGUGCUGAAUGCAGUGAGCUGGGGAGUUCUGUUUCCAAUUGGAGUUAUAAUGGCGCGUUACCUGAGACCUUUCCAGGCUGCAGAUCCAGCGUGGUUUUAUCUCCAUGUUUCUUGCCAGGUUUCUGCCUAUGCUAUUGGGGUUGCAGGGUGGGCUACUGGCUUGAAGCUUGGAAGUGAAUCAAAGGGCGUUCAGUGGACUGCUCAUCGCAAUAUUGGGAUUACACUUUUCUCUUUAGCAACUCUACAGAUUUUUGCUUUGUUCUUGAGACCCAAAAAGGACCACAAAUACCGAUUCUACUGGAAUAUCUAUCAUCACGGUGUUGGAUAUGCCAUACUCGUCCUCAGCAUUCUGAAUGUGUUCAAAGGUGUAGACAUCUUGCACCCUCAACAGAAGUGGAAAUCGAUUUACAUAAUUGUGAUUGCAGUUUUAGGUGGGAUUGCUAUGUUGCUGGAAAUAAUUACUUGGAUAGCAGUCUUGAGAAGGUCUAAGAAAUCCACCAAGCACUAUGAUGGAUUCAAUGGACAAGGCAGAGAACAGCCAUUCAACAAUUGAUCUCGGUUUUGGUUUUCAAGUAGAUAGAUAUUGUAACAUGCAUUUCACAACAUAUGAUUCUAUUCCUCUCAUAUACUUGAUAUCUUGUAAAAUGGUUUGCUUUCAACUGGUAGAGAUUUGUGUUCCAGUUCUACUUUUUUUACUGCUCCUAUUCUAUGUUUACUGAACAGAUUUCAGAGAUGGAAAUUAUUCAUGAUUUUUCUUCUUUUU
Manihot esculenta (cassava) is the source of this 1539-nucleotide messenger RNA. RefSeq names its product cytochrome b561 and DOMON domain-containing protein At3g25290. The transcript has 3 exons. The record is from RefSeq and is a predicted model, not a curated record. NCBI's taxonomy places the organism in Eukaryota, Viridiplantae, Streptophyta, Magnoliopsida, Malpighiales, Euphorbiaceae. The coding region runs from base 127 to 1329 and encodes 400 amino acids.